This is a messenger RNA of Acanthamoeba castellanii str. Neff, 1629 nucleotides long. Its product is annotated as Znfinger in Ran binding protein and others domain containing protein. Lineage: Eukaryota; Discosea; Longamoebia; Acanthamoebidae. Bases 1 to 1629 code for a protein of 542 amino acids. The transcript is spliced from 21 exons. The record is from RefSeq and is a predicted model, not a curated record.
AUGUCUCUUCCUUUGUGCCGUGUGCAGGCGCUCACGCUGGAGAGCAUUCUGUCCAGGAUGAUGCAACUCUUUGACGCCCGUAAGCAGAAGCUAAAGGAUGCGAAGGCCCAUUUCGAAAAGGUCAUGCGCGACCAGGAGCUGCUCAAGCGGUUCGACGACGACUACUUUGGCAAACGCGAGGCCUACUACCACAAGGCGAGCACGGUGGAGCCUUCGGGAAUGAAGGCGCACCUGGAGGCGUACGGGAUAACGCAGGAGGUCAAGGCCAUGCACGGCAUCUGCGGCAAAAAGUCCCUGCGCCUCUCCAAGGACACCGGACAGGCGUCGGACGUCCAGAAGCACAUCCUCGCCGUCAAGCGAGGUCAUAAGUUCCCGUUGCCCUACCUCGUGGUGAAGCAGAGCCAGGGGGAGGGGGACCGGGAGGGGGAGGAGAUCAGCAACAACCGCAUCGCCUCCUUCUACUUCAAGUCCAUCGCCAUGAAGUACCUACGCGAGACGUGGGGAGCCAACACCCGACGCAAGCACUUCCGCCACAUCCGCUCGUGGUUCUCUAAGAACGACGACGACGUAGGUAACAAGGCCAAGGCCAAGGGCGACGAGGAAGAGGAGGGCGACGAGGAGCUCGAUGGCGACCACGAAGAAGAGGACAUGUGGGUGUGUGGAGCGUGCACCUACCUCAACGUGCAUGGGCGCCAGAAGUGCGAGAUCUGCGAAACGCCCGCCCAGCAGCACGAACUCGGCAAGGAUAGGCUGGCCGAGAAGAAGAGCCGGAACACGGCGUCGGCCUCGUUCAUGGGCCAGUGCUCCGCCAAAUUCCUCGGGGGCAACUUCUUCGGGAUGGCCGAUCAUCGGUUGUACUGCCUCAUCUGCCACCGCAAGCACGCCUGCGCCUCCGAGACUCCCCUGGUGUGUUGCGCGGAGAGGUGCGUGCACUACUACGAGGCCAUGCAGAUGGGCCAGAGCUUCGCCACCACCGUCGUGUGUACGGCGCCAUCCAUUCCCGCGCUCUACCUGCCUGGUCCCUACACGUCGUGCAAGGCGCAGGACAAGAUCGACCGGGAGGAGGCCGUGGUCGCCACCUUUGCCAUGUCGGAUCUCGAGGGGCAGGAGAUGGACAGGCAGGCCGCGGAGCUCCUGCUCAACAUGUACCGCCACCAGUUCCUGCCCAAUUCGGACGUGAAGAAGUUCUUCUUCAACGGGUUCAAGUCGUGGUGGGGGCUCGGCGGAACCAUCAAGGCUGGCUGGCAGCCACCUCAUCACGACGCGGCGGCGGCGGCGGCGGCGCAGGUGACGAGCGUGACGAAUGUGAUGCGGCCGGAGCUCGUGGCUAGGGGCAACGACGUGGGCCAUAAAUCGGAUACCGGGUGGUGGGGAGGCGGCAUUUACCUGAGCCCAGACCCCAUGGUGUCGUCGUCGUAUGCGUGGAAUUCCAAGCUGAUCGUGUGUGCCGCCCUCCUGGGCCGCCCCUACCACUGCAAGCAGCGCAUGGACGGACAGGCCUGCCAGAAGGGGUAUGACUCUCACAUCUCCCCCUGGUGGAGCCUCAGUGGCAACCUCGGCAAGGAAUGGGUUCUGUUUGAUGAAGGUCAGGUGAUGCCCUGCUACGUCAUCUCCUUCCACAAGCAGUAG